UCUUCCUCCUCCCUCCUCCUCCUCCUCCGGUCGGACGGCCACACUCCCCGCUACCUUUCACCCCUGAGAAACCCCGAUCUGACGGCGAAGCAGCGCGUGCAACCCCCGGGACAACAUGGCUUCAGGUGUGACCGUGAACGAUGAGGUCAUCAGGGUGUUUAACGACAUGAAGGUGAGGAAGAGCUCGACCCAGGACGAGGUGAAGAAGAGGAAGAAGGCGGUUCUGUUCUGCCUGAGCGAGGACAGGAAGAAGAUCAUCGUGGAGGAGGGGAAGCAGAUUCUGGUCGGAGACAUCGGCGAGAGCGUGGACGACCCGUACGCGUGCUUCGUUAAGCUCCUCCCCCCCAACGACUGCAGGUACGGCCUGUACGACGCCACCUACGAGACCAAGGAGUCCAAGAAGGAGGACCUGGUCUUCAUCUUCUGGGCUCCAGAGAGCGCUCCUCUGAAGAGUAAGAUGAUCUACGCCAGCUCUAAAGAUGCCAUCAAAAAGAAGUUUACAGGUAUCAAACACGAGUGGCAGGUGAACGGGCUGGACGACAUCCAGGACCGCACCACGCUGGCGGAGAAGCUGGGCGGGAACGUGGUGGUGUCCCUGGAGGGCAAGCCGCUGUGAUGUCAUCGCGGCGAGCCGAGCGGAGCCAAGCCAACCGCCGUGCCAUCUGGACCGAAGCACCCGACCCCACCCGCCCGAACACCGCCGCCGCUGCUUCACCCAGCCGCUUGCUCUGUCUGUAUCCAUGUCCUGAAGGAGUUAGCAUCUUUAGGCCUCUUUUCUUUUUUUGGUUUUUAAUUUCUUUUUGUUUUUUUUUGUGUUUUGUUUUUUUUUUUUUUUGCUCUUUUUUUUCCAACAUGAAGGAGAUCUCAUUAACAUAAUGAUAUGCAAACACCUCCCAGUUUGUUGCCACAUGACUUCUGUUCACCCGGCAGAAAAAAGAAAAAACCGACACACUACCAAACCCCCCCCCCCCACCACCCCCCCCCCACAGGAAGGUUGUCUCUCUCUCACAGCCAGCGAGCGAGUUUUGCCAAAAGAGUCGAUGUGAAGGAAGCAGCCGAACGUGUCGGGAGGCUGAGCGCCGCGCCCGCGAAGCUCCGCCUCCCGCUAGCACACGGGUUCAUGACGCUUUUUACAUGACUUUUAUUUAUUAUUGUUGUUGUUCUCUUCUCCAGUAUGUUUCACACCAGGCAGACACAUUGUUAGACUAUGCAUUCAGAAGAAGAAGAAGAAGAAGAAGAAGAAGAUUACUACCCAGCACUUUUUUUGUUGAAACACUACAAAAAAAAAUCCUGACGUUAAAAAUUCUCCAUAUUUAUGUCACCGCCGAGCUAACGUUUGUUUACCUCAGUUUCCAUUCCUGUCGGACUCACCGUCAUUCUAGCUGUUUGGUCGUCGCCUUACUUUCAGUCUGAAUGUAACCGUCACACCAGAGUUAGUUAGAGUGCACUUUUUUUUUUUUUUGUAAAGAAACACUACAGGAAGCAGAUUUGACCCCAGCAGUGAGAGACGACCCCGCACCGACGACAACGAGAACAAGAACCUGACGACAUCUGGAGCCUUAAAGUGGAACGUUGUUUCUGAGAUCACAGGAAGCCACUUUGCAAUAAAAGCCUGUGGCAGAUCUGA
Molecule: messenger RNA, 1627 nt
Organism: Scomber japonicus (chub mackerel)
Lineage: Eukaryota; Metazoa; Chordata; Actinopteri; Scombriformes; Scombridae
Gene: cfl2
Product: cofilin 2 (muscle)
Exons: 4
Coding region: 116-616 (166 amino acids)
Biological process (GO): actin filament fragmentation; actin filament severing; cell motility
Cellular component (GO): cytoplasm; actin cytoskeleton; actin cortical patch
Molecular function (GO): actin filament binding
Source: RefSeq, a predicted model, not a curated record